This is a messenger RNA of Corapipo altera (White-ruffed manakin), 8767 nucleotides long. RefSeq names its product multiple PDZ domain crumbs cell polarity complex component (gene MPDZ). The coding region runs from base 260 to 6595 and encodes 2111 amino acids. The transcript is spliced from 49 exons. Lineage: Eukaryota; Metazoa; Chordata; Aves; Passeriformes; Pipridae. The record is from RefSeq and is a predicted model, not a curated record. Gene Ontology annotation, molecular function: protein binding.
CGCUUGGCGCUGCAGGCGGGCCGGCGGUCCAGCCGUUCUCCGGGGAGACCCGCGGGCGGGGGGGCGGCGGCGCAGGAUUAGGUUUCAGGCCGGCGGGGCGUGCCCGAGCGCGCUGCCCCCGCGGCGCGGAUCGCUCGGCGCCGCUACUCGGGGGCGGGAAGGGCGGAGACCAGGGCCGGGCGGCGGGGCCGCCGUGCCGCGGGGGGAUAUAUUUUCUAUCUCUUACCAACGUUAAAAUAGAAGCUGAGAAGAGAAAAACAUGUUGGAAACAAUUGAUACCCAUCGGGCCCUCCAGGCCAUGGAUCGCUUACAGGCAAAACUUCGGAAUCGAGGUGACAUUGCAAAUGAGGAGAAACUCAACUUGUUAAAAUCAGUGCUGCAGAGUCCUCUCUUUAAUCAAAUUCUGAACCUUCAGACUUCUGUUCAACAACUGAGAGAUCAGGUAAAUAUUGCACCCUCCAUACAUUCCACUGAUGAAUUCCCUCAGCUUCUCCAUCAUGGUGUGAACAUGGGGUCCUUGCCCCUUAAUGAGUCAUAUUUGCUGGCUCAGCAGAAUGGCAGCCCAGCUAAUGUGCUAGAAGCAUCAAUGCGAUCCAUUACUCCUCAGAUUAAUGGGAAGUCCUCUAGUGAUGACUUUGAGCAGCUGAUCAGAAACAUGUCCCAGGGUCGUCUUGUUGAGACAAUUGAACUUACUAAACCUCUAAGUGGUGGUCUGGGCUUCAGUGUUGUGGGACUCAAGAGUGAAAACAGGGGAGAACUAGGAAUAUUUGUGCAAGAAAUCCAGGAGGGAAGUGUGGCACAUAGAGAUGGAAAGCUGAAGGAAGCAGAUCAAAUCCUUGCUAUUAAUGGACAAGCCCUUGAUCAGACAAUUACGCAUCAACAGGCUAUCAGCAUCCUGCAGAAAGCAAAAGAUAAUGUCCAGCUAGUUGUGGCCAGGGGCACUUUUCCUCAGCUCAUCAGUCCUGUAGUUUCCCGGUCUCCAUCUGCUGCUAGCACAGUUUCAGCCCAUUCCAACCCAGUUCACUGGCAGCAUGUGGAGACCAUAGAGUUGGUGAAUGAUGGCUCAGGUCUGGGAUUUGGGAUAGUGGGAGGAAAGUCAACUGGAGUGAUUGUUAAAACCAUCCUCCCAGGAGGGGUUGCUGAUCAGCAUGGGAGAUUGUGUAGUGGAGAUCACAUCUUGAAAAUUGGAGAUACAGACCUAGCUGGAAUGAGCAGUGAGCAGGUGGCACAAGUUCUAAGGCAGUGUGGAAAUAGAGUGAAACUCGUAAUUGCAAGGGGUCCUAUUGAGGAGCCACCUCUUCCAGCAGUUCCUCCAGGUACACCAGUACCCACCUCCACACCAGAUAAACAGGCAGAUGCUUCUAUUGAUGGCUGUGAAGAUGGGGAGAAAUUUAAUGUUGAACUUACCAAAAACAACCAAGGUUUAGGAAUAACUAUUGCUGGUUACAUUGGAGACAAAACGUCAGAACCUUCUGGUAUCUUUGUGAAAAGCAUUACAAAGGGCAGUGCUGUUGAACAUGAUGGCAGAAUCCAUGUGGGAGAUCAAAUUAUAGUUGUUGAUGGAACAAAUCUUCAGGGUUUUACUAACCAGCAAGCAGUUGACGUUUUGCGGCACACGGGACAAACAGUUCGACUCACUUUGAUCAGAAGAGGUCUUAAGCAGGAAAAUCAUAUUCCACCCCAGGAGGACUUCAAUGCUCCUGUUGAAAAGGACUUACAGUUCCAAACAAAGGAUAGUAGCACAGCCAAAGAUAACAGUGAAACAGAACAAGGAUCCCCAUCAUUGCCAUGCAGUGCCAGUGUGGUAAAUAUUGGAGAUGACAUGAAACAACAGGAGACAGGUUCUCAAGAUUUCCAGCUAACUACUGCAGAAGAAGAAGCUACAAAGAUAAAGUGGCAGAGGAUUAUGGGUUCGAAUUAUGAAAUAGUGGUGGCUGUAGUUAACAAAUUUAGUGAAAGCAGUGGGUUGGGGAUAAGCCUUGAAGCUACAGUGGAACAUCAUUUCAUCAGAUCUAUCUUACCGGAGGGACCAGUUGGACGCAGUGGCAAGCUGUUCAGUGGAGAUGAACUGCUGGAAGUGAAUGAGAUCUCUUUGAUUGGGGAAAACCACAAGGAUGUGGUCAGUAUCUUGAAAGAACUGCCUAUUAAGGUGACAAUGGUGUGCUGUCGUCCAGUAGCUCCCCCCAUCACUCAACCAGAAGUGCUAGAGAGUCUAAGUCUAUCUGAGGUUCAGCUCACAGAAAAGGCUCACAUAGAAGUUGGAUUCAUUGGCUCCUCGGACACAGAGGGAACAGCUUUGGAAGCAGCUGAUGAGGUUCAGAGUAUGGAAGAGGUGCAAAGCUCGUCUUUGGCAAUGUGGGAAACAGAAAUACAGAACAUUGAGCUGGAGAAAGGGAGUAUGGGGCUUGGAUUUAGCAUAUUGGACUAUCAGGAUCCUGUUGAUCCAGCAAACACUGUAAUUGUGAUUCGCUCAUUAGUUCCUGGAGGUGUGGCUGAGCAAGAUGGCAGACUUCUUCCUGGAGAUCGGCUUAUGUUUGUCAAUGAUAUCAAUUUGGAAAACGGCAGCCUGGAGGAAGCAGUACAAGCACUGAAAGGAGCUCCAACAGGAACAGUUAAAAUAGGAGUUGCCAAACCACUACCUCUUUCACCUGAGGAGGGCUAUGUCUCUGCUAAGGAAGAUUGCUUUUUCUACACUGCCCAGUCACUUGAGGAGGAGGGGCCAGCUGAUGCAGCCCUCUUCCAUGCUGAGCUGGCUCUGGUGGACUCCGGAGAGGCAGAUCUAGCAGAUGAGUCCACCUUUGAAUCACAGUAUUCUCUAGAGAGAGACGUCUUCCAGGAUUCAGUGGCAGCUUUGCAUCACAGUGCCUGUAGCGGUGAGGUGAACGACAGCUUCUCUCUUGCAUUAUCAACUUCCAAGGCUUUUGGAGAGGAAUGUGAAAAUACUGCAGCUGAUUUCCAUGUAUCUGACAAGAAUCUGUACAACAUGGAUCUGAAUCAGAGAAUGAGAGAGCAAAAGUGUGUAGUGGGCAAUAGCCUGGAAACUGCAACUGGUUUUACUAAAACGGAUCUCCUGCCUCUGGAUGUUUCGAAUAUCAACCAAAAUGAAAGUGAAAACACAGCAACAUGGACUGAAUCUCAGACAGCAUCAGAAGUUGCGCUAAAUACAAGCCUUGCUACUACCACACAGCUUGAUCCCCAAGGAAAAGAUCCAUUGCUUUUAAUGGAGAAGAGAUGCCCAGUAUCUUUGGAGGGAAGUUUCACAAUCCCAAAUUCGGUCAAAAACAUGUAUGAGAAGACUAUCACAAUUGCAAAAGGCAAUUCGAGUCUGGGGAUGACAGUAAGCUCCAAUAAAGAUGGCUUGGGAAUGAUAGUUCGCAGUGUCAUCCAUGGAGGCUCAAUCAGUCGUGAUGGGCGGAUUGGUGUGGGGGACUGCAUCCUGUCCAUUAAUGAAGAGUCAACCACUAACUUAACCAAUGCACAAGCCCGGGCUAUGCUGAGACGGCAUUCACUCAUUGGACCAGAUAUAAAAUCUUCUCCAGCACCUGCUGAUGAUCAGGCCCUCUGUUAUGUUAUUACAUAUGUGCCAGCAGAAAAUUUAGAUGAGUACAGGGUCGGUUUGGGACAAGAGACAGAGGGAGCUGUGCCACCUGAACUUUUUCCGUCACAUAUUGUCAGGGAACUCCCAGAGCUUCCAGAACGUGAAGAGGGGGAGGGAGAAGAAAGUGAACUUCAAAAUGCAGCUUUCAGUAACUGGAACCAGCCCAGAAAGGUUGAACUCUGGAGAGAGCCUAGCAAGUCAUUGGGGAUCAGCAUUGUUGGAGGACGAGGGAUGGGGAGCCGCCUGAGUAAUGGAGAAGUGAUGAGAGGGAUCUUUAUCAAGCACAUCCUGGAAGACAGCCCAGCCGGCAAAAAUGGAACUCUGAAAACUGGAGAUCGAAUUGUAGAGGUGGAUGGAAUUGACCUCAGAGAUGCCAGCCAUGAACAAGCUGUGGAAGCCAUACGGAAGGCAGGCAAUCCUGUAGUCUUUAUGGUACAGAGCAUUAUAAGCAGACCAAGGCCAGAGUCUCUUUAUAGCCCUUCUUCAGCUUCUGCUCCCUGUGGGCAGAAAACUACUAACCCAUUUUAUCGUCAGUCAUCUAAGGAGGUAUCGAAUCCAGUUAGGGUUACCUUCCGUUGUUCCCCAACUAACCCCUUUGCUCCCACACCAUUCAAGGCAUUCGGUCAGUCUGAUGCAGAAACAGAAAAGACUUCACUUUAUAAUUUGCCUCUGCCCCCUCCAUCAGCAUUUUCAGGAAUGAGCUGUGAUGUUGCACAGUCAUGUUCUACCAGAGUGCCAGAAGAUGUGGAGAAGGAGGAUGAGUUUGGUUACAGCUGGAAAAAGAUCGUGCAGCGCUAUGGAAAUCUACCGGGGGAGUUACACAUGAUUGAGCUGGAAAAAGGAAGGACAGGUCUGGGACUUAGUCUUGCUGGUAACAAAGACCGAUCCAGGAUGAGUGUCUUUAUAGUGGGAAUUGAUCCUAAUGGAGCAGCUGGAAAAGAUGGCAGGUUACAGAUUGCAGAUGAGUUGCUAGAGAUAAAUGGGCAGAUACUUUAUGGAAGGACUCAUCAGAAUGCUUCCUCAAUAAUCAAGUGCACACCAUCUAAAGUAAAAGUGAUCUUUAUCAGAAAUAAAGAUGCAGUAAAUCAGAUGGCUGUUUGCCCUGCAAAGUCAGUAGAUGCUUCACAAAGUACUUCAGGGACACUUCAACAUCAAGAGACUGAUGGAAGUGUUGCAAACUCUAGUGCUUUUUCUGACUUGAGUUCAUGUAAAAACAUUCAGUAUGUGGAACUCCCUAAGGAUCAAGGAGGUUUUGGAAUUGCCAUUAGUGAAGAAGACACGAUUAAUGGAGUAGUUAUUAAGAGCUUAACAGAUAAUGGUGCAGCAGCAAAGGAUGGACGAAUCAAAGUUGGUGAUCAGAUUCUGGCAGUGGAUGAUGAGAUUGUUGUGGGAUAUCCUGUAGAAAAGUUUAUAAGUCUUCUGAAGACAUCCAAAACUACAGUGAGGCUUACAAUCAACUCAGCAGAGUUGGAUAACCUGACUGCAGCACCACUCUCUUCCAGCACUGCCCCAGCAGACAAGAGGAAUAUGCAGCCUCCAGCAACUAUUCCUGCUUCCAGCUCACCAGAACCAGAAGCAGUCAAAAACACAAGCAGAUCUUCGACUCCAGCCAUGUUAGCCUCCGACCCAGCUACUUGUCCCAUCAUUCCUGGAUGUGAAACAACCAUUGACAUCUCCAAAGGGCGGACUGGUCUUGGUCUGAGCAUUGUUGGAGGAGCAGACACUUUGCUGGGAGCAAUCAUUAUCCAUGAAGUAUAUGAAGAAGGAGCAGCAUCUAAAGAUGGGAGACUGUGGGCUGGGGAUCAGAUAUUAGAGGUGAACGGAAUUGACCUCAGGAAUGCCACACAUGACGAAGCCAUAAAUGUCCUCCGUCAGACUCCCCAAAAGGUUCGUCUUACUGUGUACAGAGAUGAGGCCCAGUACAAGGAGGAAGACAUGUAUGAUGUGCUCAAUAUAGAGCUUCAGAAGAAGCCUGGCAAAGGCCUUGGGCUGAGUAUUGUUGGGAAAAGAAAUGAUACAGGCGUGUUUGUGUCAGACAUCGUCAAAGGAGGAAUAGCAGAUACAGAUGGAAGAUUGAUGCAAGGAGACCAGAUAUUGACAGUGAAUGGAGAAGAUGUCCGAAAUGCUAACCAGGAAGCUGUUGCAGCUUUGCUAAAGUGUUCCUUAGGUACAGUAAGACUAGAGGUCGGAAGAAUAAAAGCUGGACCCUUCCACUCUGAGAGAAGAACAUCCCAGAGCAGCCAGGUCAGUGAAGGAAGUGGCAGUCUCUCAUCAUUCAGUUUCCCCAUUUCUGGGUCCAGUGCACCUGAGGUCUUUGAAAGUGGUCUAAAGAAGAAUACCACAGCUUCUGAAAUACAGGGACUAAGAACAGUUGAAAUAAAAAAGAGCCCUGCAGAUUCACUGGGAGUGAGCAUUGCUGGAGGUGUAGGAAGUCCUCUUGGAGAUGUUCCUAUAUUUAUUGCCAUGAUGCACCCAAACGGAGUUGCAGCUCAGACUCAGAAACUAAGAGUUGGGGACAGGAUUGUUAGCAUCUGUGGAACAUCUACUGAGGGCAUGACUCAUUCCCAAGCUGUUAAUAUCUUAAAAAAUGCUUCAGGCACUAUUGAGUUGCAGGUUGUAGCUGGAGGAGAAGUGAGUGUCAUAACUGGUCAGCAGCAGGAUCCACCUACAUCCAGUCUUUCAUUUGCAGGACUAACUUCGACUGGCAUUUUUCAGGAUGAUUUAGGACCUCCUCAGUACAAGACUAUUACUCUGGACAGAGGACCGGACGGCCUUGGCUUUAGUAUUGUGGGUGGCUACGGCAGUCCCCAUGGAGACUUACCCAUUUAUGUGAAGACAGUGUUUGCAAAGGGUGCAGCAGCAGAAGAUGGACGCCUGAAGAGGGGGGAUCAGAUCAUUGCUGUGAAUGGGCAGAGCUUAGAAGGGGUGACUCAUGAGGAAGCAGUUGCUAUUCUGAAAAGGACAAAAGGAUCAGUCACUUUGACUGUAUUGUCAUGAACUGGCUGGUUGAAGGGUUAGGGUCAAUAAGACUGUAUUAUUUACUUUCCACCUAGUAAAGAUAAUGGAAAUGUUUGUAUAGUCUUCUUGCUCUUCCAGAUUCACAGGACUGGGUUACAGCACUGAAGAAAAGUACCAUUUAACCAUAUUUCUGUAUACAAUAGAAGUACUUCUCUUACUGUCAAGCCACUGGGAUGAAGUUAUGUCAGCUAUGUAAAGAGAUGGAUAUCUUUCCUAUUAUUAAGUCAACAGGGAAAAAAAGAAAAAAGAAUAUUUGCGUUAAUAACCACACAACAAAACUGAAAUGUUUUGCUAACAGACUUUGGAUACAUGUAUAAUGUUGGAAAAAUUACAAAUUCACGAAGUCAGCAAGGGGGUUGCAUGGGUAGCAGUAAUCAGAAAACAGGAAUAAGGUUACUGAAGAAAAAAAGUACUAAUAAAAUAGAGACUUGGGGGAUAGAGGGAAAAGUAUGUAAUCUGGAGGCUGAUUAUUAAUGGACUUAGAUGGUUAUUUGUAACUAGAUGAUCUUUAAGGUCCCUUCCAACCCAAACCAUUCUAUGAUCAAGUAGAAGGGGCUGGGUGGGUACUUGGAUGGGUUAGUUUGCUUGUCUGUUUAUAUGUUUUAAUUUCCUAAGUCAUGGUGUAUGCCCAAAAAAGAGAAAACUGUGUUUCAUUUUGGCUUAGAUUUGAGGGGUUUUUUGUUUUGUUUUGAUGUUUGUAUGUUUGUUUGUUUUAUUGCUUUGUUUGUUUCUCAUUUGUUGGUUUGGGUUUGGGGGUUUUGUUUAUGUGGGUUUUUGGCAGGGGGCUGAGGCUUGUGUGUUUGUUUCAAAAGGAGAGGACUUGUACUCAGGGCCAAAAAAUUCAGUGCUAGUGGAAACUGUUCCUGGUGAAUGAGAAUGCCCAGCAACUGCAGUAUUAGAAGAACUAGACUUUUAUAAUAGUAGUAUUUUCUAGUGUAUAUGGAUGUGAAAACAACCUUCCCAGUAUGAAAUAUCUGUAAGCAAAGGUUGUUCUCUUCCAACAUGCAAGACUAACUACAGGCUCAAUGCAGACAUUUCUUCAAGCUGCAUGAAUCAGAGCUGUGAACAAACUGCUCAGAGCAGGUUUGCUUGGCUGUGGACAGAUGUCUGGAUAUCUUUUAGGCCAGUGUGGAAGAAGUUGAUGUUACGGUGUUGCUGCCGUUACCAACGGCAGCAAAGGUAGAGUCCUCCUUGAACUGAGGAGACAUAAAACCAGGACUAAUGUGCUGAGGAUGGGUAAAGGCCUGAAAAUUCCUCCCAGUGGAGGUGAGGAGUAAGAGAGCAGUGAACGUUUGCAUCAGUAAUAAGCAGAAGAGAUUUGAGAGCCACAACUAUUUUUUUGGGGAUAUUGAUUUUAGAGGCACAAAUACAAGAUGUGUCUAGUAAAUACAAUGCAACCAUGGAGCUGUUCUUUGUUCAGCAGUGUGGUCAGUAAAUGUAUCACUUUUUCCUCACUAAAACUUUAUGUAAAAGUAGCACUCAAUGAAGCUCUUAGCUGAUUGUUACCUGCCUGCCUUUGCCUGCCUUGCUUCUAGGAAUCUGGCAGAUAAAGCACGCUUUCCCCAUGAUUUAUUUUCCUGCAGAAAAAUUUCACUAAGUCUUUUGAGGGAGAAAGAUACCUAGCUAACUAGCAUGCUAAUCAGCAGAAAGAUCCCUUGUGUUGAUUAGCCAAAAAAAUGUAGCAAGAAGGCCACCAUGUCAAUUGUCAUUUAAGAGAAAUCCAAACUGAAAAUUCAGGCAAUGCUCAGGCCAUCAUUAUGGGAGAAUACAAAAGACUAGCAUUUGUUUUAAUGGGGUCACAAAAGCAGUAUUAGACGUGUCUGUCAAAUAGUAUUACCAAAUUGAUAGCUAAGUGUAAGCGAAUUAACAAAAAAUCCACCCCUUUGUCUUUUUAACUGCUCUAGAAGUUACACUGUGGUAGGCUAAGAUGGAAGAAAUCACAUGGUACCAUUACUGGAUGCUGCUGUUAUUGAAUUGCUCUUUUAUACUUAUUUCUUGUAUAGUGUGAGAAUUGCCUACAUUAGAAUAUGUAAAGUCACUUUACAUAGUAUCUAUAUUUGUAACAGAAGUAGUUUACAGCUAUUUUGUUACUGCUUUUGUGUCACAAUGUGGGAUUUAAAUAAAUAAAUUCCAAACUGUCAUGAUAAAGAA